This is a messenger RNA of Oncorhynchus tshawytscha (Chinook salmon), 5250 nucleotides long. RefSeq names its product coronin 2Aa (gene coro2aa). The record is from RefSeq and is a predicted model, not a curated record. Gene Ontology annotation, molecular function: actin filament binding. The coding region runs from base 508 to 2088 and encodes 526 amino acids. Gene Ontology annotation, biological process: actin filament organization. Lineage: Eukaryota; Metazoa; Chordata; Actinopteri; Salmoniformes; Salmonidae. The transcript has 12 exons.
AUGCGUCAAUAAAGGGGUCCUUUUUAGUCACGGUGGACGGAAGGCGAGCAGUCUGUUGCAAGGCAAAGCCUGACCACGACUUUGGGACUGUUUUCCAGAGGACCAGACGACUGGGAGAACUACAAUAGCAACCCCACUCUUUGUGGGAGAGAGCCCCCCUCCUCUCCCUUCCCUCCGCGGCUCUGAACAUCGCUCUUUCCACUCCACCCCUCUUAGGUUGGGUCCCGCAGAGCUUUACCUCGCGUGUCGAUUUUUUUCAUCACUGCGGUGAGUGUGUGUGUGUGUGUGUGAAGUCUGUGAGCUGACACAGAAAUACCCUUAUGGUAACCGCCUCAGUCAUACAGCUGACAUGUAAAUCGACUUGCCAGCCGGCUAUCAAAACCGAGCCAGACAUUGAAGACAUACGGCAAAUUAAGACACCCGCCUCAAGAGAAGCACUCCACCAUCCAUCCACCUCUGCAGUUCAGUCCUCUCCGGAAAAUCUUUCCACCUGCCGACACAUCUUAUAUGACCGUCUCAAAGAUGACAUGGCGUCCUCAGUAUCGCAGCUCCAAGUUCCGCCACGUGUUCGGUAAGGCCGCCACCAAGGAGAACUGCUACGAUGGCGUGCCCAUCACGCGGAGCGUCCACGACAACCACUUCUGCGCCGUCAACCCGCGUUUCAUUGCCGUCAUCACAGAGUGCGCCGGAGGUGGAGCCUUCCUGGUCCUCUCUGUCCAUCACACAGGGAAGGUGGACCCCCUUCACCCCAAAGUGUCAGGCCACAGAGGUAACGUACUGGACAUCAAAUGGAACCCCUUCAACGACUUCUGUAUAGCAUCCUGCUCGGAGGACUCCACGGUGAAGGUGUGGGACAUCCCUCCCCAUGGUGUGCUGAAGAACCUGACGGUGCCGUGGAAGGAGCUGCAGGGUCACAGCCGCAGGGUGGGCCUCAUCGAGUGGCACCCUACUGCCAACAAUGUGCUCUUCAGCACUGGCUAUGACUACCAGGUGAUGAUCUGGAACCUGGACAGCCCUGAGGCGGUGAUAAAGAACCCGGUGCGGACCAUCAGCCACCACACUGACGUGGUGCUCUCCAUGUCCUUCAAUACCGAUGGCAGCAGGCUGGCCACGUCCUGCAAGGACAAGAAGAUCAGGGUUCUAGAGCCACGCACUGGGAACCUGCUACAGGAGGCCAACUGUAAGAACCACAAAGCCAGCAAGGUGCUGUUCCUGGGGAACCUCAAGAUGCUGCUGUCCACCGGCAGCUCCCGCUGGAACCACAGACAGAUGGCCCUCUGGGACCAGGAGGACCUAGAUGUGCCUUUGUUACAGGAGGACCUAGAUGGUUCGUCUGGGGUGCUCUUCCCUUUCUACGACCCAGACACACACAUGCUCUACAUAGCAGGGAAGGGUGAUGGUAAUAUCCGGUACUAUGAGAUCAGCUCAGAGAAGCCCUACAUGCACUUCCUCACAGAGUACCGCUCACACACUCCUCAGAAAGGAAUGGGUAUCAUGCCAAAGAGAGGCCUGGACGUGAGCUCCUGUGAGGUGUUCAGGUUCUACAAACUGGUGACGAUCAAGGCCCUCAUCGAACCCCUCUCCAUGAUCGUACCUCGCAGGUCGGAGUCGUACCAGGAUGACAUCUACCCCAUGACGGCGGCGAGCGAGGCCGCCAUGUCGGCCGAGGAGUGGCUUAGCGGCAUUGACAAAGGCCCGGUGCUCCAGUCUCUGAAGCCUGGGAGUCGAGUACCGGACUCCUACCCGGAGCUGAGCUCCGGGCUGGGCAGUAAGGGGCUGGGCAACUCCCUGGGCACUCGGAGGUCCCAGAGCCGACCAGGCCAACUGCAGCUGGCGUACAUCCAGGACCAGCUUGGCAACAAGGAGUGCAGGAGUAAGACGUCUGUCAGCAACGGACAGGACCCCACGCUCUGCUCGCCUCCCAAAACAGAGAACGAGGUAUGGGGCGGUUUCGAUCUGCGUCUGAAGUUCCACAAGCAGCAGGAGGAGAUCCGGCGUCUGCGGGAGAUGCUCAACCAGAGGGACGUACGCAUCAAGCAGCUGGAGCUGGAGAUCAACAACGUGAGGAAUUCCCAGGACUCGCACUGAGAAGAGGCUCCUCUUGCCCCCCCGUCGUACCAAGCCACCCUCACCUCUCCCUGGAUAACUCUCUGACCACCCCCUCCCCUGCUCUCUCACCCUGGGGGUCUCACUGUAAUUAACACCCCUCUAAACCCCUCGACCCCCACCUUCCUUACCCUAAAGACAAGGGCCCUUCCCAGGGGCCUCGCUGUCUCAUCGCAGAACACUAUCUGUCUCUGUGGAUGGGUCAAAGCCUCACCAGGGCUUCUCAUGUCCCCCAUAUAUGUGCAUACACCCAUAGACUCUCAGUCACUCCUCAAUAUGUAUCAUAUUUGAAUGCUACUGCAUCAACAUACAUGUAAGCCGCUUGUCCCUCUCCCUGCUCCUCUCCCUGCUCCUCUCCCUGCUCCUCUCCCUGCUCCUCUCCCCAAAGUCCGUUUUCCUUUUCCUUUUGUACACUUCAGAGCUAUGCAAGUUUGAUGUAUUUUAGUUUUGUUUUUGUGGUACAAAAAAAAACAUGUUUAUGCCCUUUUUAUUUGAAAAAUAAUGAAAAUAAGAUGUACGUGCCUGUCUUUAAAAGAUGCUGUGGUUGUCUGCUGGUUAUAUUUGAAUGUUGUCCGGAUGGGAGCAGAUGUCACACAUGAUUGUAAGAUACACUGAAUUGAUUUCCUAUGCUUUGUGAUUUUGCAUAUUUAAACAACUGUACAUGGAUGGAUGCUGGUGGAGAUGUCUGCGGUGGUGUCUACAUCUAGAAUGACAGAGUAUAUGUGUGGGUGAGAGAGAGAGGGGGAAAGAGACGUGCGUCAUUUUGUAUAUAUUGAGUCAAUUUGGCUCUUUUCCAUUUAAAGGUAGACUCAGCGAUAUGACGUAGAUGCAGAAAGUAAACAUAGUGGGUCAAUUUCCACAACCACUAAGGGCGUUGAAGCGCGAGGCGAAACUUCUCCGCUUUAUUUUGUCCCGCUACCGUUGUGUGAACAGCGUGAAGCGAACCCGUGCACAUGCGCAGAUACUGUGUGAGAACGACGUCUUGCAAUCUCACUCGUCACAAUAUCUGCGGUGCUGCUCGUGGCAACGUCAUUUCACUGAGUCCAACUGAAGCUGCGUUUUGUUUUAAUGACUGGUGAACUGGUGAAAGAUCAAUCAACUGAAAGAACAAUCGUUUCCCAGCAGCUUUUAAAUACACCAUUUAUUGUUCACGAAAGAAGCCCAGGGAAUCUCACUUGUCGUUUUUAAAAUAGCAUUUAUUUAUUCUGUUUUUUUAAUUUGUUGACAAAAAAAAAAAGUAGUAUGGAAUGAUGACCAAUUACAGAGGCAUGUUUUCACACCAGUGGCCACAGCCAUGCUUCAGACACACCAUUGAGUAUGUCUAACACUAUCAGAUAACACACACACCACAUCAUGUAGGGAGUGGGUUGGUAGGGCACACAAAGUUUUACUGUUUGGUGCUGGUCCAUCCGUUUUCAUUGUUCCGAAGCCACUGUGUAAAAGUAGGAAUGAUUGUUUUAAAAAAGGGAUUGAAUGAACCUCAAAAAGCCAUUGUGUAAUAUAUGACUUAACAGGGAACUUGAUAACUGUGUUGUUAAUGUGUAAGCGCUGACCCAAGUGAUUGGGUUGUCUCUUGAAAACAACAGAGGAAACUGUAAAAGGGAAUAUAUGUGUUUGGAGCAGGCUCAUUUGUUCAGGAUAACACUAAGCCUUUGUUUUUGAUAUGAUAUCCAUUGCUUUUGUGAUGCACUACAGAGGAGGCUGGUUGGAGGAUCUGUAGGAGGACAUGCUCAUUUUAAUGGCUGGAAUGGAAUGAAUGUAACAGAGUCAAACAUGUGUUUGAUAUCAUUCCAUUUAUUCCAUUCCAGCCAUUACAAUGAGCCCAUCCUCCUAUAGCACCUCCUGCUAGCCUCCUCUGCAAGUACUUACUUGGUGGUUCAUAAUAUUUUGAAAUGGAAAUACUAUGGCAAGAAAUGGGAUUGGAACUGCUCUGUAAUUGUGCAUCAUAAUAUGUUAGUUAGACAAUCAGAGACCCACUGCCCCUGUCCAAAGAAAAGCAAGAGGCCAACGUUUGACUGUAUUUAAAUCUCAACAUUUUACACAAGCACGGCACACAUGCGCCAAAAUAUAAUUGUGAGCUAUUCAACACUUGUGAGGAGGCAUCUAGAGAAGACAUCCCCUAUCCCCAUAGAGAACCAUGGUCAAAGAGCAGCAUGAGGGCAAGCCAACCAUUGUCACCGCUAGUAUAGAUUUAUUAAUAAAACAUUAACAUGUAACUGCAUAUGCUUGGAUAAUAUUGCACUAAGUGGGCCAGGGCACCUGCAAUGGGUUUGGUUUUAGCCUUAUUUGUCGGCUCAUAAAUGCUAUUGUAUGUAGGCCAAUGUAGCUCAGUCAGAGUAUUGCCAUUUGAAGGGUAAUAUUUCUAAAUGGUACUUGACUGAAUGGAGUCACUACUUAGCUAAUGGCACCUUAGGGAAGACAGUCUCAGAAACAAUCCGAAAAGCGACUGUUAUUGUAAUCCAGAUGGUCAUUGUGGAGUGCAUGUAGUCUAUCUUGUCUAGCUAGCUUGGCAUGUGUACUUUAGCAAUAAGUCUCUCGGUCUUUUGUAGACCUUUUGCAUUUACUGCCAACUACAAUGGCUAGAUAUCUGGCAAUCACAUCCCUGUGCUACUACUUUGGUGCUUGGGCCUCUUUAAGCAUUGUAGACUUCACCGACUGCUGUAUCCCAUUUUUCUUCAGAAAAGAUACGGUCAAGACCAAAUCACAAAGUCCAUUCCAGGGACUUGAUGGCAUUUUAAAUCCCCAAACUGUGUGUGUGUCCCAUUUACAUUUUUACAGAAGCAAUAUUUUAGCAGUAGAAAGAGCAGUAGUUUGAGGGACAUACACUACGAUCACUAGCAUUAUCUUGCUCAUUGGAAACAAGGACAUCUGUAUAAAUAAGUUGAAAAUGGAGGGUUUCUGCUGGGCAAUAUCAUGACUGAGCCUUACUGUGCCUAAGAAUCAAGCUGCAAUUUUAGUUUUCUUUUGUAUAGGUAUUAUGAUGUCUUUCAGAACGAAUAGUAUUAUUAGUGUUCACACAACUCACAAAUACAGUGAACAAUUUAUGAAAUGAUUCUAAUUUUGUUCCUGUUAUGUUUAAUAUUGUUUUUAUAUAUAUCAAGAACUACAUGAGGUGUAGAGAAUAAAAAAUAGGUGAAAACAUGA